This is a messenger RNA of Gastrolobium bilobum, 1816 nucleotides long. RefSeq names its product arogenate dehydratase/prephenate dehydratase 1, chloroplastic-like. The transcript is spliced from 11 exons. Gene Ontology annotation, molecular function: arogenate dehydratase activity; prephenate dehydratase activity. The coding region runs from base 171 to 1370 and encodes 399 amino acids. Gene Ontology annotation, cellular component: chloroplast; cytoplasm. Gene Ontology annotation, biological process: L-phenylalanine biosynthetic process. The record is from RefSeq and is a predicted model, not a curated record. NCBI's taxonomy places the organism in Eukaryota, Viridiplantae, Streptophyta, Magnoliopsida, Fabales, Fabaceae.
AUAUUCCCAUCUUUGUUUGAUUCUGAACAAGUCUUCCUCUACAGCAGCAGAGUUGUUGAGAACUCUGCUUCAUUCCUUGGUCCAAGUUUAAAAUUUUGUUUAUGUUUGUCUUUCUGUUUCGGUGUCAGAGAGCACACAACAAGGAGUGAGAACCGUUGACCUCAAUCUCCAUGGCUGUGAAACCUCUUAUUGUAGCUGGGCUUGCAAGUUCUCAACUUGGUUGUCACAAUUUGAGGACCAGACAUCAUCAUGCUUUUGGGUUGAUUUGGGAAAAUCAGCUGAAGAGAACACACAAUUGGGUAUUCCUUGGUGGGGUAUCUGUUGGCCGAGCCAUGAGGCUUGUGGAGAAUGAGAAUCCACGGAAGCCAGCAAAGAUACUGGUGCAUGUGGUUGAUCAUGAUCAAACGGGUGGUGAUGUCUCCCAUGGAUUGCAUAAAGAUUUGCUCUCUCUUCCAAGGCCAUUAUCCAUAUCUGAUAUUAUGGCUUCUUCUGAUGAUGGUGCUAAAGUACGAAUAUCAUAUAAGGGGAUACCAGGAUCAUACAGCGAGGAUGCUGCACUCAAAGCUUACCCUAAGUGUGAAACAGUUCCGUGCAAUGAUUUUGAAGAUGCUUUUAAGGCUGUUGAAAUAUGGUGGGCUGACAAAGUUAUCAUUCCAAUAGAAAAUACAUCUGGGGGAAGCAUUCAUCGGAACUAUGAUUUACUUCUUCGCCAUAGGCUUCACAUUGUUGGUGAGGUGCAGUUGGCUACUAACCUCUCCCUUCUAGCUUUGCCUGGUGUAAGAGCAGAGCACCUAAAGCGUGUUCUAAGUCAUUCCCAGGCACUUGAAUUGAGUGAUAACUUCCUGACUAAAUUAGGUGUUGCCCGAGAAAAUGUUGAUGAUACAGCUGGUGCUGCUCAGCAUGUAGCUUCAAAUGGUCUAUAUGAUGCUGGUGCCAUUGCAAGUGUUCGAGCUGCAGAAAUCUAUGGGCUUGAUGUACUUGCAGAAAGAAUCCAAGAUGAUUCUGAAAUCAUCAGUCGUUAUCUUGUGCUUGCAAGGGAUCCAAUAAUUCCGAAAGCUAAUAAGCUCUUUAAGACAAGCAUUGUGUUUACACUGGACGAAGGUCCUGGGAUGCUGUUUAAGGCUUUGGCUGUAUUUGCAUUGAGGGACAUAAAUUUAAGCAAGAUUGAAAGUCGCCCACAAAGAAAUCGGCCAUUAAGAGUUGUUGAUGACUUUAACACUGGGACUGCAAAGUAUUUCGAUUAUCUUUUCUAUAUUGAUUUUGAGGCGUCUAUGACUGAGCCCCGGUCGCAAACUGCUUUAGCCCAUCUGCAGGAAUUUGCCACAUUUCUUCGUGUGCUGGGCUGCUAUCCCAUAGAUACAACCAUAUAGAUCAUACCUAUCUGCGUUUUAUUGGUGAAUUUUCAAUUAAUGUCAUCAUAUUCAAACCUGAAACUUGGAAGAGGAUUUGGAGCUAACUUCAUAUUCAAGUAAUACAGGAGCUUUCAGAUGGUCAGAAUGUAAUGUAUGAUAAACAAUAGUUGAUCCUUACCUUAAACACAUGGAGGAUGGAAACGGAGUUUGAUGGUCAUUGAAGGUGAUCUUCGGGAAGGAUGAACGAAGUAUAAGGUUUUAGCCAAAUAUAGAGUUUUCUUUCUAUUACAUUAUCAAACCUAACAAAAGGAACAAGAAAAGGAAAAUGAAUCUGCUAACAUUCUUUCACAGUGAAGUCAUCAUAGUCAAUAUGAAUAUUGCUUAAUUGGUUCACAUCUCAUGUCUUGAUUCUUGUCGUGACAUCUUCCACCAGUCAAGUUGGUGUGUGGUUCAUAUAUUAUGUA